AUGACCCUUUCCAACGAUUUAAUUAUACAAUAUAAGUCCCUUGACUACACUAUAACCAACAAAGCAACACCUUCCCUAAAGACACUAAGGGCCUCUGCCAGCAUUACACCCAGCCCUCUUUCCAUUAAAGACCAGACUCCAAAGACGAGGCCACGCACUGAGAGCAAGAUAGAUGCUAAGAAGGUGGCCUUGAUGAAGAAGAAAUUAAAAGGCCUGCCUGCUAUUCCAAGGCACUUGCAAAAUCUUGCGCAACAAGACAGCCUGGUCCAGCUGAUGAAGGAUAUAUCUAUUUCCGACCUUGUGCGACUCAGUAAGCAAGUAGGAGUCACGCUAUCCCCGGAAGCACGCGAACAGAAGACUCAUCGCCCUGGUUUCGAGGACUGGUUGGUAACCGAGACCCCUUAG
Ilyonectria robusta is the source of this 405-nucleotide messenger RNA. RefSeq lists its product as uncharacterized. NCBI's taxonomy places the organism in Eukaryota, Fungi, Ascomycota, Sordariomycetes, Hypocreales, Nectriaceae. Bases 1 to 405 code for a protein of 134 amino acids. The record is from RefSeq and is a predicted model, not a curated record. The transcript has a single exon.